Messenger RNA from Aureobasidium namibiae CBS 147.97, 990 nucleotides. Its product is annotated as chitin deacetylase 1. Gene Ontology annotation, molecular function: hydrolase activity, acting on carbon-nitrogen (but not peptide) bonds. The transcript is spliced from 2 exons. Lineage: Eukaryota; Fungi; Ascomycota; Dothideomycetes; Dothideales; Saccotheciaceae. The record is from RefSeq and is a predicted model, not a curated record. Bases 1 to 990 code for a protein of 329 amino acids. Gene Ontology annotation, biological process: carbohydrate metabolic process.
AUGCCUGAAGCUUACGCCGCACACCAAGACUAUGCUUUCCCUCGAAACUUCAAAGGGUACGGAGAAAAGGGUCUCGAGGGUUUGAAAUGGCCCAACAAUGCCAAAAUCGCGGUGUCUUUUGUAAUCAACUACGAAGAAGGAGGCGAACGAUCAGUCCUGCAAGGAGAUGGCCGUUCCGAAACAUCACUUCGCGAAUAUCCUGCGGAGCCAGAUAUCAACGAGCGCAACUACAGCGCCGAGUCCGAAUUUGAGUACGGCUCACGUCGCGGUUGGUGGCGAAUGUUCAAACUGUUCAACAACUACAAGAUGAAAUUCACUCUCUAUGCCGUUGGCUCCGCUUGCGAGGAGCAACCCGAAGUCGUGACCCGGUGUGUUGAAGAAGGCCAUGAUAUCGCAUCUCAUGCCUACCGAUGGAUUGAUCACAAGGAUUUGUCUGUCGAGGCUGAGAAGCAACAUAUCCGCAACGGCAUCACUGCUCUCAAGAAGCUUGCUGGAUACGCGCCAAAGGGAUGGUAUUACGGUCGCCCAUCUCCGCAGAGCAGGGCACUGAUUCCUGCCGUGUAUGAGGAGAUGGGUGAGGAACUCCUUUGGGCCAGCGACUCCUAUGCUGAUGACAUCCCUUACUGGACCGAUCUUCCUCAAGAACGCAACAGCGAGAGUCCCAAGGGCUGUUUGAUGAUUCCUUACAGCUAUGACUGCAACGACUUCAAGUUCCUCACUGCCGCCACUGGGUUCCGCGACCCUAUGGGUUUCUACACACACAUCAAGAAUGCUUUUGAUGUUCUUUACGAAGAAGGCGAGGCAGGGGCACCGAAGAUGAUGACUAUCGGUCUUCAUUGCCGCAUCAUUGGAAGACCUGGUCGUUUCAAGGCUUUGCAGGAUUUCGUCAAGUACAUCUCUGAGAAGGAAGGUGUUUGGGUUGCGACCAGAACCGAGAUUGCUGAGUCUUUCAGAGAACAAUUCCCAUAUAAGAAGGGACAGCUAGCGUAG